Messenger RNA from Benincasa hispida (wax gourd), 1554 nucleotides. It is a transcript of the gene QC, whose product is annotated as glutaminyl cyclase. Gene Ontology annotation, molecular function: glutaminyl-peptide cyclotransferase activity. Lineage: Eukaryota; Viridiplantae; Streptophyta; Magnoliopsida; Cucurbitales; Cucurbitaceae. The record is from RefSeq and is a predicted model, not a curated record.
UCCAUAUCAAGUUGAAUCAAAAUUGUCGACGGGAGAAGAAAGAGGAGUUGGCGACGAAUCUCCAAUGGACAAUACGGAGUCCAUCAAAUUCAACUCCAAACGGAGCGUUAUUUCUUUUGUCUCUCAAUCCGUAUGUUCCACCUGAUUCAUUUCUCUGUCUUCUUCGCUAUCAAUGCACAAUCCGCCAUCUAAUGGCGGCCGGAUCCUUGAAGAGGAGGCAGUCUAAGCGAUCGAACUCCAAGCCCUCUUCUGUAGCCAUGACUCCUCGGCCUUCUUAUCAACGUUUCCUUACCCCUAGAAAUACUGCACUUCUAGUUUCCAUUUCUUUGAUUUUCUUUGUUGUUCUGGUCUCCGGCAUUUCUUUGAAUGUAUUGCGUAGAUCGCCCAAAUAUGAAGUUCAAUCGCCAAUUAUUUACUCUAUCGAGGUUGUCAACGAAUUUGCUCACGAUCCUGGAGCCUUUACUCAGGGACUGGUUUAUGUUGAAAAUGACACCCUAUUUGAGUCAACUGGCCUUUAUGGACAGUCAUCCGUUCGAAAAGUAGCUCUCUCUACUGGGAAGGCUGAGGUUCUUCACAAGAUGGAUGACACUUACUUUGGGGAAGGCUUAACGCUUCUUGGGGAAAGGCUGUUUCAAGUAACUUGGUUGAAGAAAACUGGUUUCAUAUAUGACCGAGACAAUUUAAGCAAAGUUAAGGAAUUCACUCAUCACAUGACUGAUGGUUGGGGAUUGGCAACAGACGGAAAAGUUUUGUAUGGUAGUGAUGGAACAUCAACAUUAUACCAAAUUGAUCCAGAGACAUUUAUAGUUACUAAUAAAUGGGUUGUGAGAUAUCAAGGAGAUGAGGUGCAUAACCUCAAUGAGCUGGAAUUUAUCAAUGGAGAAGUCUGGGCAAAUGUUUGGAUGACUGAUUGCAUCGUCAGAAUCUCAAUACGUGAUGGAAGUGUGCUUGGAUGGGUUCUCCUCCCGACUUUGAGACGGAAAUUGUUGCGAGAAGGGAAACAAAUUGAUGUUUUAAAUGGCAUUGCAUGGGAUAGCAGCAAGAAUCGCCUUUUUGUGACAGGAAAGCUAUGGCCGAAGCUCUUUGAAAUCAAAGUACAGCCAUCAAAGGAGCAUUAUGGCGAUGAAAAGAUAAAGCAACUUUGCUUGCGAGAGCCAGUUACAUUUUGACAAACAUUACGGUGACGAACAAGAAGAGGUCUACAUCCACCGGGCACAGUCGGUAUAUAUAUGACGUUCAAUUUUAUAUCCAUGGUUCUUUGGUAAUCUUCUGCCUGCACUUGGCUUAAUAGCGAAAGAGAUCACUUGUUUAUAUUAUGUUUUCGAGUUUCAACUAUAUUACUAAAGUUAUGUAGUUAUAGUAUGAAUAAACAGUCAGAGGCAGAUAAUAUCUGUAGGAUUUGUAUUUACUGGUAUCCUUUGCUGUGAACUUUGGACUUAAGGUAGUUUAGUUUGGAAUGCACAGCACUGUAAUUUUUGUUGUAUUUUGUUCUAUUAGUCACAAAACAUUUAAGGUGAAGAAAAGUUACACGAUAGAAUGAAAUUUUUUAUACUA